Molecule: messenger RNA, 7028 nt
Organism: Plutella xylostella (diamondback moth)
Lineage: Eukaryota; Metazoa; Arthropoda; Insecta; Lepidoptera; Plutellidae
Source: RefSeq, a predicted model, not a curated record
GCGGGGGAAGUAAGCAGCCGCGCGCCAACAGACAGCACGCGUAGAUCGCGCAGUAGUGUUACGCCAUUUAGAAAGAAGGUUAUUGUUGCAAUGAAACGGGAACUGGACUAUCGAUAAAGUGUGUUUGUAUGUCGUUUUGUGGAUAAGUGUUGUGUUUACUUUCACCUGUGCGAAUGUAUCAAUCCUUACCUUUUUAUUUUCAUUUCCUUUUAAUUAUUGCCGCAUGGGAAGGCGGCGCAUACGAUUCAGUUAACUCUUUAUUUUGAAACGAUGGAACGUUGUUCUUAUGGUUUUUACACUAAAAGAUCAGAAAUUCUCGACGGUAUAAAGAAAAAGGAGCAAGAGAAGGAAUCUCCCCAACCGUCUGGCUUCCAGCAGGUGAACAAAGCGGAGAAGGCUCCAGAAGCUCAGAAUGUGUCGGUGAGCCAGCAUGUGCCUCCAACUCAGAAGCUUCUGUCACCAAACCACAGUGCCGGUCAGCCCCCUACAGUCAAGGAUGACAAAGAUAAAUCUAUAAAAGUUUCCAAUUCGACCACAAUAACUAUUAUUGAGAAUGGAAGGUCUGAACUAAACGGAGACAAGGAGAAAGAGGGGAAUUUUCCCAACAACUACUUUACAUUAGAGCCGAAAACAGAUAAGAAAGAUGAUGGUAGCAAAAACAGUAUAACAAUUACAAGAGCAGUGCCUAAACAGUCACCAGUUUCUAAUAACCAGCCUGAUAAGCCAAGGCAAUCUCAGAAACCUAACAAGAGACCAUUGCAGUGCCUUGAGACUCUUGCAGAAAAGGCUGGAAUAACUUUUGAUGACAAAUAUGAAGCUGCCAAUACUCUGUUAGCCUUAGAUAAACAAAACAACUAUAGGAGGCCACCUGAACUGAAGCAACCUAAAACUGAGCCUGAAACUCACAACCCAGAGGAGUUCAGAUAUCGGAAUCAGAAAGAGGAGGAUGACAAGUUACAAAUUCAGCAGCAGAUAAUUCAGCAGCAACUAGCUCAGUUGCAGCAGCAACAGCAACUGGCGCAGUAUCAGCAGCAGCUACAGCAGCAGGCGUUGCAGCGGCAGGCCAUACAGCAGCACAUCAAGAACCAGCACGAUCAGCAGGAGCUGCUACAGAAGCAGUUUGCGCAGCAGCAGCAGCAGCAGCAGCAGCAACAACAACAACAACAACAACAACAGCAGCAGCAACAACAUCAACAGCAGGCACAACAACAACAGCAGCAGGCACAACAACAACAGCAGCAGGCACAACAACAGCAGCAGCAGCAGCAACAACAACACCAACAAAAACAAGAACAACAUCAGUUGCAGCACGGAAAUCAGCAGCAGGACUUGCAACAGCAAAAGUUCUUGCAGGGUGUAAGCGGGCAAUCGGUGCAGCAUACACAACAGUUUAAUGUGCCCGGCAUUGGGGAAGUGAAUUUGUCAUUCCUCACAUCGCCGCACGGGAACUUGACCCUUCUAGACAAGGGUCAGAAGGGCGAUAUUAAGCCGCAGCUGGUGGACGGCCAGACGCUCGUGCUGCACGGGCAGGUGAGCAUGUCGCACGACGCGUCGCACCAGCAGACCGUCACCGUGGUGGCCUCCAUGCCCAGCAGCAUGCACCAGCAGGUGCAGCAGCAGCAGCAGUCGGCGGCCGGCAUCCAGCAGCAGGCCAACAGCAUCUCCACCAUGCCGCCGCUGCAGAGCCUGCCGCCCAACUCGCAGCACCCGCAGCAGAUCAGUGCGGAGUGGGGCCACAGUCGCGUGCAGGUGAUCCAGCAGCCCCUGCAGAACAGCACGUAUCUCCAGCAGCUCUACAACGCGCAAGGUCCACUGCUGAUGCCAGGCAACAUCGCUCUGCACCCCGGGAUCAACUCGCAACAGAUUCAGGUGAUAGCAGCGGGGAAGCCGUUCCAAGGGAACCAGCUGGCGCCGCACAUGAUCACCGCUCAGGGGAAACAAGUGCUUCAGGGACAAGCAACCCCGUUCCCCGGGUAUACGACUAUUCCCGCCAUACCGACGACCCAGAAUCAGACGUUCGUGUUUAGUCCGCUCGGCGUGAUCAACUCCCAGCCAAGCAUACUGCCGGCUCACUCGCAGUCUACCGUCUCAAUUGGACAACAGCAGAAGAAUGAAAUGCAUAAGGUGAUGUCGAGCGGAAAGGCGUCAGGCAAGGCGGGUGGCGGGCAGGUGCCCACGCAGUGCGUGCAGGUCUCGCAGCCCGUGCUGGGGCAGCCGCCUGCGCAGGCGCAGAUCAUCAGCCCGCUGCAGACGGGCGGUCAAACGAUGCAAUUCGCGCCGUGGCAGAUAUCAGGGGCUCUCCCCCAGGUGUGGACUGGGGGCCUGCAAGCGGGCACCCUGCCGGCGGGCGGUCUGUUGGCCCCAAACCCCAUCUUCAUCAGGGGCAGCCAACCCGACCAGUCUAUGUUCAUACAGCAUUCGCCGCAGAAUGUGCAGCAUAACGCAUCAAGCAUGUCAUGCGCCACCCCGACGGGCAGCAAGCCGCGAGCGGACGGCAACAAGCCGCGGCCGCUGUCCACCAUCCUGCCGUCGGCCGGCAUCCGCCCGGCGGCGUCCGUGUCCACGCAGACCAGCGCCGCGCAGCCGCCCAUGUCGAAGCACCGCGGCAAGGCAGGCGUGCGGUCGCCGGCGCCGGCGGCCAAGCAGGACGCAGCCAACCAGACCAACAAGAUGCAGCACCAGAUGCAACAGCCGAAGCAACAGUUGCUAGUGAUGAACUCCGGUCAGAUGACUCCUAUAGCCAGCGUCCAAGACAAGGGCCAGAUGAACAAGAACCUGCAGCAACAGGCGAUGCAGCAGCAGGUCAUGCAACAGGUAAUGCAGCAGCAACAGCAGCAGCAGCAGCAGCAGCAGCUGUUGCAGCAGCAGACGCAGCAGCACAUGUUGCAGCAGUACCAGCAGGGCUGCAUCAACAUGCAGGGCCUCGGGCAGGGCAUGCAGACUAUAUCCAUGUUGCAUCCGCUCGGCGGCAUGGGCCAGCCGGGCUCGCUGGGCGGCCCCAUGCCGCAGCAGCAGCAGGGCACCAUCACACAGGUGCAGACGUUGCAGCAACAGCCGCAGACCCUCGUGCAGGGUGGUCUAGUGCAAACCUCUAUGUCUAUGGCUGUGCAGCAUCAGGCGUCUAUGAACAGUGCUACUUCUAUGCAAACUGUGACCACCAACAUGUCUUCACCACAGCUGACUCUGCAAGCGGGGCAAGGAAUGGUGGCUGCCCCAGUGCAGACGCCGAUGCAACAAGGCCCGCUACUCACGCACGUCAAAACUGAGGAUGAUAAGAGCACUCUGACGCCAGUGCCGCCGGUGCAGAUAGCCCCUCAGCCGGCCGCGGCCCCCGACCCCGCGCCGGAGCCCGCCCCCGCCCCCGCACCCGCCCCCGCGCCCGCCCCCGCCACCGUGGACACGGCUACGUCGACGAUGCCUGGCAAAGUGGAACCUGUUCCUACGAGCGAGCCCGCGCCGCCGCCCGUCUCCGCCGCCGUCACGCCACAGGUGGUGACGACGACGGCGUCGGUGGCCACGUCCGCGGCCGCCACCGUGGCGCCCGUCUCCGCCACGUCCUCGCUGUUCAAGAGCUCAGCUUGCACUAAACACUUCGCGCAGCAGGCUGCUCAUGAUAAGGGCCUUCCGAAGGCGAUGGUGAAACCGAACAUCUUGACGCAUGUCAUCGAGGGAUACGUCAUACAGGAAGCCGGGGAGCCUUUCGCGGUAAACCGCCCGCUGAGAGAAUGGGCGGAUAAAGAAGACAAGGAGAACAAACUGCCAUCGGCCGACGAACCGCCUCGAAAGAAACAGAUGAUGGACUCUGGUGCCAAUGUGGCGCGCAUCACGUCUAGUAAUGAAAGCAACGAGAGCCCAGCUAGCCAGGCGGCCAACGUGAAGUCCGAGCCGACUAGUGCCGCCGCGGACUCAGAGUGCGCCUCCGCCGACGCCGCGCCCAACGCCACCAAGUGGACGGUGUCGGAGGUGUGCGACUUCAUCCGCAACAUCCCGGGCUGUGCCAGCUACGCCGACGACUUCUUACUUCAGGAAGUGGAUGGGGAGGCGCUACUGCUGAUCAAGCCGGAGCACCUGGUCAUGGCUCUGAGCAUGAAGCUGGGGCCGGCGUUGAAGAUUGUUGCGUGUAUUGAUGCCUUGCGACCGGAGGGGGACCAUGCUGCGCCGCAUGACUGAGAUACGGCGUCACAAUCAUUCUCUAUGACAGAGAGUUUCAAAAGUGAAGUUAGUAGCAGUGUGCCGUAGACUAGUUGUGACGGUGCACCUACAACAGUGAAAUAAAAUAUACGUUACUAUGUACAACCUAUAACUAUGUGUAGUUGACUGUCGAAUGCUAUGAUUGGGUUGUGCCCGUUGAUUCCCAGUUAUCUUUCACUAUUCACUAUCUUAAGUAUAGUUUAGUAAGCAUUACAUAGGUGAAUAUUCAAAUUGGAUAUGUCGUCAGAUCCGCCUAACUAGACGUAGAUAGUCGGAUGAUGGAAGGAGUAUAGUACAGCCCAGUUAUCGAAAGCUGGCACGUUCAACUCAUUGACGUUGCGCUUGUGUUCUGUCUGUGAGUAUACAGCGUGAUGUUUUUAGUAUUCAUCCGUCAGUGACAGCCACGUGUGAUCGACGCGCCGCGGGUUUUAAACAUACUGUACACGGAAAUUGCGCAAUGUGUGGGUACUGUGAACGUGCCAACUUUAGUUAACUGGCCUGUACGGUGUAUGUUUUAGUUACAGUCGGCUGCAUUCAACUUAUAUUAGUUUUACUAUUGAUGAAAAUGUAAACCUAUGAUAUUUGUUUGGUUGAAGAGUGGUGUUAUACUGAAACGCUCAUGCUUGUCUUCUGCUACAUAAGUACUGAUUUAAAGUGACAGUAGCUUAGUCGGCAAAGUUCUUUGCAGGCGACUGUAUAUUUCCGAUUUAACUUAAUUAGUAAUUCGAAAGCUGAACAGCGAAAAUCAUAGUAUAACUGUAGAUACAUUGUAAUAUGAAUGGGUAAUCUGUAUCGGAUGAUAGAGUCCGACUAGGAUAACUUUUCAAGGGUUGAUAUAUGGGAGAAUAUUUUUGGUCUGCCAGCCCUAAAUAUAUGAAUAAGAGUAUGAUGUACCACAUCAGUGUCAGUAAUGUAAUUAACUGUUUUUUGGUGUUGUCACUUGUUUCUGUUCUUAAGUUAUAGCUGUCGGACUCUAGCACACACAUCUAUUCGUCAGCAGUGACAUACGAUAACAAACAGUGAGAACAUUCUGUUUGUCACGGGCCCUUUUAGUUAAAAAACAUAAGUGUGUAAAUAUAAAUGGUAUUUGCCUGUACAUUUUUAUAUACUUAACAAAAAUUAACUUUGAAAUACUUAAGUCAAAAAAAAAACAACUGGCAUACAAGUUCAGUAUAAUUUUAGGUUUAAAAAAAUAAUAUACCGGAUAGUACUAUAACGUGAGUCCACAUAUUGCAAUGAUCAACCGCGUCCUAAGUAAACCGUGGAAUCUUACCUUUAUAGUGUUCUAGUUAGGUAUGUUGAUAAUUCAUUGUUUUAGCUAGGGACCUUUCAAAACAAUCACAAGACUUGCAAUACAUAUUUCAUAAUUAUAAACGAUGAUUGUCAUUAUCUUAUGAAAUAAUUAUUAUGAAGUUAUGAUUUAGCUUCGUUACAUUUUUCAAUAUAAAUCCUCGAUGGUCGGCUAUUAUGUUUAUUGAAUAUUAGUUAAUAUUAAUGUUUAUAAUCUAUGGUGCUAAUUAUUUCUUUUUAACUCAAUUUAUCUAAUAUAAUUUAUUAUUUUAAGUAAAUUUUAAGUAGGUUUUAAUGUUUGUUUAAAAUUGCAGUUUUCUAUUUUAUAAGAAGUGUCAAUGGUGUUUUGUUUUAUGUAUCUUAUUCUGUAUGGAUAGAUGUAAAUAUUGUAAUGUAAUACUUAAGUACUUAGCUAUAUAAGUUUUAAUUUGAAUGUUGUAAUGUCUACUACAUACGUAUUACUAAACUUAUAACUUUAUUAAUAAAAUAAAUAUUUAAAUAUUCGCAUACCAAAAACAGGUCAGUAUAAUAUUAACACGUAAACAUAACAUAGAUAUUUUAAUAGAACCUAAUUCACUUAAACAUUUUUUAUUCAUCAAACAGCUAAUCAUUUUGUAGAGUUUUUUUAUAAUAUCAGUGACAGGUUUUUGUUUUAAGGUAGAACCGCACUGAAACGGUGCAAUAGAGUACUUACUUCUACUAUCGAAUGAAGGGAUUUUUUCGAUUAUCUUAUUAAAAAAACGAGUUGGUUUCAAUGAACGAACCUGCCGUGUCUGGCCAUCGUGUGUCACACUUCUUCUAUCCACGUUAAUUACGUCUAUGAUACUAUCGGCACCGUAACGCCAUCUAUGUUUUUUAAUGAGCUCUCAGAAAACUUCCCUUUCGCCUCGGCCUGAUCCCACGCUACUGCGCUGCCCUAGUGCGGUUCAGCCUUUAAUAUUAAGACUUUGUAAAUGUUAAUUGUACUUACAUACAGCAGGCAGUUACAUACAGCAGUAAAGUGUUCAAAAUAUUCAAAUAGAUCUGGUUAAAUGAAAACGUGGAACUAAUGGUUUAAACUGAUUGACAAUGUUAAUUACUUACCGUAUUUUUGUAAGGUAUACCUACCACUGCCAUAGAGUGCUGUAGUCAUGUAAAAUGCUUGGGCUUGGCAUUAAGUACGGGAUUUAUCCUAAAUAUUAUUAUAUUUAUUAUACAUAAUAUACCGAAUAUCGAUUUAUCUCGCGUAAUAUGUAUACGUACGGUCAUGUGCAGAGAAACCUGACCCCUCUCAUAGUAACAAUGCUUCUGAGAGGGGUCUGAUUUAUCUGCCUUAUACUGUACUACGUAAUAGGUACUUAUGAAAGUAAAGCGUAUUCAAUUCUAAUUAUUAAUAAUUAUUAUCAUGAUUGUUAUUAUGAUAGUUUUACAUAGUGCGAUGAUUUUGUGAGUAUCACAAUAAUGUGUAUGAAUUUGUAAUGUUGCAACUUUGCUCAAUUUUUUACAUACAAUAACAAUGUAAUCCGAUGUGAAAAUACGAUGAUACGAAUAAAAAAAUUUGAGACUGA